AUAUAUUUGGUGCGAGCCAAAAUCACGGCUACGAACGAGUAACUUUCUUCUUGGUUUCGCACCGCCUUUCCACGGCGGUGCGCCGCUGCCGGAGAAGAGCCCAAAGUCAAAUAAGAGUCAAUAAAGCACGAAUACUUCUGCAGAAGCACAAACACAGAGCCUCGAUAAACUAAAACAAAGAAAAAGAAAACAAAGGCACAAAACCACCACCUUUACUCUAUCCCUCCCUCCCCUGCCAUUUCCAAUUCCAGAAGAAACAUCGGAAUAAGGGUUUCCCAGUUUCACACACACACACUAAAACACGACGUAAAACCAACCCAAUUACAGCCCGGAUUCCUACCAUCUUUUCAGGAAAUCCCGCCUCAAAAAGAUAUUCUUUGCUUUCUUCGAACCUUUAUUUUUUCUUUCCCUUAAAUUUAGGUUGUUGAAGUUGUGUGAGCUGAAGCGCGAGCAAAAGAAAUGGCGACGCUUGGUGAUAUUGGGAUGUCAGCACUGAUAAACAUUCUGAGCGCUUUCGCGUUCUUGCUUGCGUUUGCUUUGCUGAGGAUUCAGCCCAUCAAUGACAGAGUCUACUUUACUAAAUGGUACAUUGAAGGGCGGCGGAGCAGCCCCAGCAGCCGCGGUGGUGGCUUUGUGGGCAGAUUUGUCAAUCUCAAUUUCAGGACUUAUUUAACUUUCCUCAACUGGAUGCCUCAGGCCUUGCAGAUGUCCGAGUCUCAGAUUAUCGACCAUGCUGGCCUUGAUUCUGCUGUUUUCUUGAGGAUUUACACACUUGGGUUGAAAAUAUUUGGACCAAUAGCCAUUGCUGCAAUACUAAUUCUGAUUCCAGUGAAUGCAUCUGGUGGCACUUUAUUUUUUCUGCAGCGCGACUUGGUUGUAAAUGACAUUGACAAGCUCUCUAUAUCUAAUAUUCAUCCCAAGUCCAAUAAGUUUUUCGUCCACAUAGGGCUGGAGUACUUGUUUACAUUUUGGGUUUGUUACAUGCUUUAUAAGGAAUACGAUAGAGUUGCGUCAAUGAGACUAAGUUUUUUGGCUUCAUGCGGCAGGCAUCCUGCCCAGUUCACGGUUCUAGUGCGGAAUGUUCCUCGUGAUUCUGGACGAUCAAUAUCAGAUACCGUUGACAACUUCUUCCAGAGGAACCAUCCGGAUCACUAUCUGUGUCACCAGGGUGUAUACAAUGCUAAAAAGUUUGCGAAACUUGUUAAAAAGAGAAGUAAGCUUCAAAAUUGGCUUGAUUACAACCAUCUGAAGUUUGAGAGAAAUCCGGAAAAGAGGCCUACUAGAAAGAAAGGAUUUCUCGGACUUUGGGGUGAAAGGGUUGAUUCGAUUGACUACUACAAACAGCAAAUUAAAGAUCUUGAUGAUAAAUUGAUAGUGGAACGUGAAAAAGUUAUGAAAGACCCUAAAUCUGUCUCUCGAGCUGCUUUUGUAUCAUUCAAGACGAGAUGGGGAGCGGCUGUUUGCGCACAGACACAACAGAGCAAAAAUCCUACACUUUGGUUGACAUAUUGGGCCCCUGAACCCCGUGAUAUUUAUUGGAAGAAUCUAGCGAUACCAUUUGUUUCCCUAAGCAUUCGUAGACUCAUCAUAUCAAUAGUGAUGUUUGCAUUAGUUUUCUUUUACUUUAUACCUGUUGCUUUUGUCCAAUCAUUGGCGAAUUUGGAAGGACUGGGGAGGGCAGCUCCAUUUCUGAGGCCAAUCCUUGACAGGAAGCUGGUGAAGUCGUUUCUACAGGGUUUCGUUCCUGGUCUAGCUCUCAAGAUCUUUUUGCUUCUUCUUCCUUCGAUUUUAAUGGUUAUGUCGAAGAUAGAGGGCUAUGUUUCUCUAUCAGUAUUAGAACGAAAAACUGCUGCAAAGUACUAUUACUUCAUGUUAGUCAACGUGUUCUUGGGGAGCAUAGCGACGGGAACAGCAUUCCAGCAACUUAACGCUUUUCUUCACCAAUCAGCUACCGAAAUCCCGAGAAAUAUUGGUGUGUCAAUACCGAUGAAAGCUACUUUCUUUAUCACGUAUAUAAUGAUCGAUGGUUGGGCUGGAAUUGCUGGAGAAAUCCUCCGGUUGAAGCCGUUAGCAUUUUUUCACCUAAAGCACAUGUUCAUCGUAAAAACUGAAAGGGACUUGGAGAAGGCGAUGAAUCCUAAGGGUAUCGACUUUCCAGAGACUUUGCCGAGCCUUCAGCUGUAUUUUCUUCUCGGCAUAGUAUACAUGGCCGUUACUCCAAUCCUUCUUCCUUUCAUUCUGGUCUUUUUCGCCUUUGCUUACUUUGUUUAUCGCCAUCAGGUCAUCAAUGUGUAUAACCAGAAGUACGAGAGCGCUGCUGCUUUUUGGCCACACGUUCACAGUCGAAUCAUCGCUAGCUUGGUAGUAUCUCAACUACUUCUAAUGGGGCUAUUGAGCACGAAAAAGGCUGCAAACUCCACUCCUUUGCUUGUAGUUUUACCUAUUCUGACUCUCACCUUUCAUAAGUAUUGCAAGCAUCGCUUUGAACCGGCAUUCCGAAACGAUCCUCUCGAGGAAUCCAUGAACAAGGAUCUAGAAGAUGGUGCUACUGAGUCAGAUGCUGUGUUCAAGUCUCACUUGACCGAUGCGUACUUGCACCCGAUUUUCCACGCCAUCGAAGGAGUCGAGCUGGCUGAAGUCCGAGUCGACAAAAACUGAGGAUUGUGUUCAUCUUUUUGUUGCUGCAUGGAAAUGAAAGGAAUGGAGGUUGAGUUGCAGACUACUUAGAUUUAUUUGUGGCUCUGCUCGAAAUUGUGUACUUCUUUUGCUUUUGCUGCAUCAACUGCUGCGUUUUUUCAUGCGCUCAAUCUAAUUGUGUAGAAAUUGAAUAGCAAGAUUUAAGGGGGAAAUUGUGGUGAUGAAUAGAUAGGAGUAGGUCUAUGUUGUUAUAUACUUCAUGAAUAUUAUAUUUUCGAAUUGUAACAUUAAUCUCAUCGCCAUGUAAAUCUUGAAAAUGGUGGGUUGUUAAUUAGUUGUCUUUUCCGCCUA
Salvia miltiorrhiza (redroot sage) is the source of this 2988-nucleotide messenger RNA. RefSeq names its product CSC1-like protein At1g32090. Lineage: Eukaryota; Viridiplantae; Streptophyta; Magnoliopsida; Lamiales; Lamiaceae. The record is from RefSeq and is a predicted model, not a curated record. Gene Ontology annotation, molecular function: calcium-activated cation channel activity. Gene Ontology annotation, cellular component: plasma membrane. The transcript is spliced from 11 exons. Bases 460 to 2658 code for a protein of 732 amino acids.